AUGAGCAGCGUAAAAGAGGGCAAGACUGGUGUGUUUGAGGACGAGUUCUCCAUCCGCAAGGCAAAUGCGAAGAAACUUGCAGCCGGUUACACCAAACAGAAGCGUUUUAUGGAAUGUUGUUAUCUUUCUUUUGCCACUUACUUGUGGUUUACACAAUUUAUUAUUGUGGCCCGUUAUUUUGUUCACAGCGGUGAGGUGAAUCUUGUGCAUCUUGCGUGGAGCCCACUGAUGGUCUUUUUUGCCAUGACGCUGGCAGACUUUAUUGGCGGUAUGGCCCACUGGGGACUUGAUACGUGGGGAACCCCCGAGACGGUGGUCUUUGGUAAAUUUAUUCGUUCCUUCCGUGAGCAUCAUGUGGAUCAAGUAGCCAUGACCAAACAUGACUUCAUUGAGACAAAUGCCGAUACGACGCUUCCACUUAUCCCAGUGUUGCUUCUACAGCGUUACUAUCUUUUCUCUGCCAAUACACAUGGCAACUAUGAAUACAAUAUUGACAGUGAAAACGUGGGUAGGCAUGUGUUUCUGCUAACACUAACCAUCUUCAUCGCUAUUACCAACGAAGUGCAUAAGUGGUCACACAUGGCAAAGCCACCCGUCUUGGCGCGUUUUUUGAUGAGAUGUCACCUCAUUUUAACCCCACGUGUGCACCGAAAACACCACCGCGGAAAUUUUGACAUUAGCUACUGCAUCACAACCGGGUGGCUGAACGGGUUUCUUGACGCUGUCAAGUUCUGGCGUUUGGCAGAGAGCGUCGUGACGGCUCUCACAGGAGCGUUACCACGCGCCAACGACCAGAAUUUGUUGGGAAAAUAG
Molecule: messenger RNA, 813 nt
Organism: Trypanosoma cruzi
Lineage: Eukaryota; Euglenozoa; Kinetoplastea; Trypanosomatida; Trypanosomatidae
Product: ubiquitin-conjugating enzyme variant Kua homologue, putative
Exons: 1
Coding region: 1-813 (270 amino acids)
Molecular function (GO): oxidoreductase activity
Source: RefSeq, a predicted model, not a curated record